Megachile rotundata (alfalfa leafcutting bee) is the source of this 1463-nucleotide messenger RNA. It is a transcript of the gene Rpt3, whose product is annotated as 26S proteasome regulatory subunit Rpt3. The record is from RefSeq and is a predicted model, not a curated record. Gene Ontology annotation, molecular function: ATP binding; ATP hydrolysis activity. NCBI's taxonomy places the organism in Eukaryota, Metazoa, Arthropoda, Insecta, Hymenoptera, Megachilidae.
UUAGUGGUAACAGUCAGUGACAUACCAACAUUCAAGUGAACCUACUGAAAAAUUUCAAGUCAUUCGUUGAUUUAUAUAUUUGAAGUUAUUCAACAGUUGUUUAUUUCAAAUAAUGGAUGAUAUGGGCAUUAUUUUGCCUGAUAAGGAUGUUGGAGAAAUGGAUUGUAAACCUGUAACUGGACACUAUACUGGUGCUGGAGAUGAGUUGGACGUUGAAGACUUAUAUACUAAGUAUAAGAAAUUACAGAGGAUGUUAGAAUUCCUUGAAGUUCAAGAAGAAUAUAUCAAAGAUGAGCAACGUAAUUUAAAGAAGGAAUAUUUACAUGCUCAGGAAGAAGUAAAGCGUAUACAAAGUGUACCGCUAGUUAUUGGUCAAUUUUUAGAAGCUGUAGAUCAGAAUACUGGUAUAAUUGGUUCUACCACUGGUUCUAAUUAUUAUGUACGAAUUUUGUCUACAAUUGACAGAGAGUUGUUAAAGCCUUCUGCCAGUGUAGCACUUCAUAAGCAUAGUAAUGCUUUGGUAGAUGUCCUACCACCAGAAGCAGAUUCUAGUAUCUCAAUGUUGCAAGCAGAUGAGAAACCUGAUAUUCAAUACAGUGACAUUGGAGGUAUGGAUAUGCAGAAACAAGAAAUUAGGGAAGCAGUAGAACUACCUCUUACUCACUUUGAAUUAUAUAAACAAAUUGGUAUUGAUCCCCCAAGGGGUGUAUUAAUGUAUGGUCCACCAGGGUGUGGUAAAACUAUGCUUGCAAAAGCUGUAGCCAGACACACUACAGCUGCAUUCAUUCGCGUAGUAGGUUCUGAAUUUGUACAAAAAUACUUAGGUGAAGGACCAAGGAUGGUCAGGGACGUCUUCCGUUUAGCCAAAGAGAAUUCACCGGCUAUAAUUUUCGUCGAUGAAAUUGAUGCUAUAGCUACAAAACGAUUUGAUGCUCAAACAGGGGCAGAUCGUGAGGUGCAACGUAUUCUUUUAGAACUGCUUAAUCAAAUGGAUGGUUUUGAUCAGACUACCAAUGUGAAAGUCAUAAUGGCUACAAAUAGGGCGGAUACAUUAGAUCCUGCGCUUUUACGUCCUGGUAGAUUGGAUCGAAAAAUUGAAUUCCCCUUACCCGAUCGUAGGCAAAAACGAUUGAUAUUCUCAACAAUCACUGCCAAAAUGAAUUUAAGCGAAGAAGUAGAUCUCGAAGAUUAUGUUGCGCGGCCGGAUAGGAUUUCUGGCGCAGAUAUUAACGCAAUUUGUCAAGAAGCAGGAAUGCACGCUGUUCGAGAAAAUCGAUACAUAGUAUUAGCGAAAGAUUUCGAAAAAGGUUACAAGAACAAUAUUAAGAAGGACGAAUCCGAACACGAAUUUUAUAAAUAAAAAGGAGAAAAUACAACUCCUACAUGUCCUUUAUAUUUCAUGAUCACAUAUGUAUUGCGAGUUCAUGUACUACUACGAAUCUAAUAAUAUACGUUUACACAAA